AUGGCUUCCCGCCCCACGGCCCCCUGCCCGGUGCUGCAGAGGGACAGCUUGUUCCGGUCAGGGGACCAUGCGUACAGAAUCCCAGCUCUGCUCUACCUGCCCCAGAAGAAGGUGCUGCUGGCCUUUGCCGAGAGGCGGGUGAGCAAGCGGGACGAGCACGCAGAACUGAUCGUCCUGCGCAGAGGGGCCUACGACGGGUCCGCCCACCAGGUCCAGUGGCAAGAUCAGGAGGUGGUGGCCCAGGCCCAGCUGGCGGGCCACCGGUCCAUGAACCCGUGCCCUUUGUACGACGAGAAGACGGGGACCCUCUUCCUCUUCUUCAUCGCCAUUCCAGGCCAGGUCUCUGAACACCACCAGCUCCACACCAGGGUCAACGUGGCCAAGUUGUGCCAAGUCACCAGUCUCGAUCACGGGAGGACCUGGAGCCCCCCCAGAGACCUCACUGGCGCCACCAUCGGCUCGGCCCACGGGGACUGGGCCACCUUUGCUGUGGGCCCGGGCCACUGUCUGCAACUGCACAACAAGACCCACAGUCUGGUGUUGCCUGCCUACGCUUACCGGAACCUUCAAGCUCACCGGGCGCCUGUCCCCUUUGCCUUCUGCUUCCUCAGCCACAACCAUGGGCACACGUGGGAAUGCGGGCACUUUGUGGCCCAGGACACCCUGGAGUGCCAAGUGGCGGAAGUUGGGGCCGGGGAGAAGAGUGUGGUAUAUCUCAAUGCCAGAAGCUUCCGGAGAACCAGGGUCCAGGCAGAGAGCACCAACAAUGGGCUCACCUUUAAGACAGCCCAGCCGGUAAGGAAGCUUGUGGAACCCCCACAUGGCUGCCACGGGAGCACCGUGGCGUUCCCCAGCCCCCACGCAGAGCCAGCCUCCUCAGACAGGUGGCUACUCUACACUCACCCUACGGACCCCAGUCAGAGGAUCAAUCUGGGUACCUAUCUCAACAAGCGGCCGCUGGAUCCUUCAGCCUGGUCAGAGCCUUCUCUGCUGGCCGUGGGCAGCUGUGCCUAUUCCGACCUCCAGAGCAUGGGUUCUGGGCCUGACGGGUCCCCACAGUUUGGGUGUCUGUAUGAAUUCAACGACUACCAGGAGGUCAUCUUCCUCCUGUUCACCCUGAAGCAAGCCUUCCCCUCGGAGCUUUGA
Messenger RNA from Echinops telfairi (small Madagascar hedgehog), 1146 nucleotides. RefSeq names its product neuraminidase 2 (gene NEU2). The record is from RefSeq and is a predicted model, not a curated record. The transcript has 2 exons. Gene Ontology annotation, molecular function: exo-alpha-sialidase activity. Lineage: Eukaryota; Metazoa; Chordata; Mammalia; Afrosoricida; Tenrecidae. Gene Ontology annotation, cellular component: lysosome; cytoplasm; membrane. Gene Ontology annotation, biological process: ganglioside catabolic process; oligosaccharide catabolic process. The coding region runs from base 1 to 1146 and encodes 381 amino acids.